UAUCUCAAACUAUGUCUGGGAGAAGGUCGAGGCAGUCAUCAGAAGGAGGCACCUCCAGGAUUUCAGAUGAUCAGAUCAUACAACUCGUCUCCAAAUUGCAGCAACUUCUUCCUGAAAUUCGUAAUCGUCGCUCCAACAAGGCAUCAGCACCUAAGGUGCUCCAAGAAACAUGCAACUAUAUUAGGAAUUUGCAUAAAGAGGUGGCUGAUCUCAGUGAUCGACUUUCUCAGUUAUUGUCAACCAUUGAUGCUGAUAGUCCAGAAGCUGCAAUUAUUCGUAGUUUAAUUAUGUAAUUUUCAAUCAUUUAUUUAUAUAUAAUUACUAUAUUAUAUAUAUUUGGGUGCACUAAUCAAUCUCCUAUAUACUUAGUUCUGUAUUUCUUCUUUAUUUGAUAUCUAGAUUUUGGUCGAUAUUAAUUAGCUAGGCCAAUCUCAUAAUUAAUGGUGUGCUUGUAUUGAUGUUUACCAAUUUUAAUUAUGGAAUUUGCUCAACACUGUCAUUCC
This is a messenger RNA of Solanum verrucosum, 503 nucleotides long. Its product is annotated as transcription factor PRE6-like. Gene Ontology annotation, biological process: regulation of growth; regulation of DNA-templated transcription. NCBI's taxonomy places the organism in Eukaryota, Viridiplantae, Streptophyta, Magnoliopsida, Solanales, Solanaceae. Bases 12 to 293 code for a protein of 93 amino acids. Gene Ontology annotation, molecular function: protein dimerization activity. The record is from RefSeq and is a predicted model, not a curated record. The transcript has 2 exons.